Messenger RNA from Hypoxylon fragiforme, 936 nucleotides. Its product is annotated as aromatic compound dioxygenase. The transcript is spliced from 3 exons. Bases 1 to 936 code for a protein of 311 amino acids. The record is from RefSeq and is a predicted model, not a curated record. Lineage: Eukaryota; Fungi; Ascomycota; Sordariomycetes; Xylariales; Hypoxylaceae. Gene Ontology annotation, molecular function: catechol 1,2-dioxygenase activity; ferric iron binding. Gene Ontology annotation, biological process: catechol-containing compound metabolic process.
AUGGCUCCCGAGGCAACCGGCUUAUCCAACGCGGCGCAAGCCCCUAAGCCUUCCAGAUUCGAUCCCACAUUCACCCAACAUGUCCUCGACACUAUGGGCCCCAAGACUACGGAGAGAAACCGAGUUGUCUUGGGAUCAUUGAUUCGACACAUCCACGAUUUCGCUCGCGAAGUUGAACUCACAACUGAAGAAUGGCUGGCCGGCGUCGCCUUCGUCAACUCCGUGGGUCGUGUCUACUCAGAAUCAGGACAGACGAGAAACGAGUCCCAUCGCCUAUGCGAUAUCCUCGGACUAGAAACCCUAGUUGACGAGAUCGCACACAAGAUCAUCUCCGAAGAGGAGAUCGACCCGACAUCCUCGGCUAUCCUCGGCCCCUUCUGGUCGCCCGACGCGCCGUUCCGGGACAACGGGUCCACCAUCAUCCAGAACCCGGCGCCGAACGGGCGCGUCGUGCUCAUGCACGGCGUCAUCAGCGACCUCGUCACCGGCAAGCCCAUCCCCAACGCCGUCUUCGACAUCUGGCAGGCCUCGGCCAACGGCAAGUACGACUUCCAGGACCCCGACAACCAGACCCCCAACAACCUGCGCGGCAAGUUCCGCGCCGACGAGAACGGCAAGUACUGGUUCUACUGCUACCACCCCACCGCCUACUCCCUGCCCAGGGACGGCCCCUCCUACCAGCUGCUGGAGAUGAUGGACAGGCACCCCAUGCGCCCCGCCCACAUCCAUAUCAUGGUCACACACCCCGAGUACAAGGGCUGCACCACGCAGCUCUACCCCAAGGAGGACCCGUGGCUGGCAACCGACACCGUGUUCGCCGUCAAGGACGACCUGGUCGUCGACUUCAAGCCCCUCGCCGGCGACGACAAGGCCUCGCUCGAGCUCGACUACAACGUCAUCCUGGCGCCCAAGGACUACAAGGGAAAGGUGUUUUGA